AUUUGUAAAAUUAAGCAAGAGUACUAGAAUUUUGUUAAAAAAAAAAAACCAAUAAUCUGGACUCUCGUAAAGUGUGAAAUUUUUGUGCACCGGAACAGGGAUGCAUUGUCUAUAAGAAGGGCUUCUAUUCCUGUGCCACAUUGCCUAUCGUCGUCUCCUCUUUCUUCUCUCGUCUUUAUUUGCCUUCCACAGCGUCUUUAACUAAACAACCUUCAUUGAUGGCCACUCCAAGUGCAGCUGAUGAGAAGACGAACCUCAACGUAGAAGAAUCUCUGUUGAAGCAGAUCCUAGGCACCCAUAAGCCGCUGGACGCCAAGAAAUUUGAUGCCAUUCCUCUUCUUGAUGCCGUACAGGAUGUCAUUCAACGCGCUAGUGGAACGCCAGUAGGUGGAUCCGAUGGCAAGGCCUCCAAAAGCCAUCUGCGCUACAAGCUCGAGAACUCGCCCUACGAAGCAAUUAAAAAAGUUUCUUGUGAGUUCUCUUGCAACUGCUCUAGGGCUUCAAGCACGAGUGAGGUGGCCAUUGAACUUCUUCAAUCACUCGGAAGCUACUCAUGGGAAGCCAAGGCAGUGAUAACCUUGGCAGCGUUUGCUGCAAACUACGGCUCUUAUUUCCAGGUUUCCCAGCUUUAUGGGAGCAACGACCAAUUUGACAAAUCAUUGGCUUUCCUCCAACUAUCACCAAAUCUAUUGAAACACACCCCUUUGAAACUCAAGUCGGAGGCAGUGGACGUUGUCAAGGCCAUCUUUGAUCUUACCCAAUACAUUGUUGAGGUCAAGACCUUCCAAUCACAGUACGUUGGUCGCAAGCUUUUAUCUUCGAUUUUCACUGCUCAUGAAGACGAUUUGGCAAAAGCUGUGUAUUUGAGCAUUCAGAGUACCGUGGCUUGUGCAUGGCUAUUAAUGAACACUGUGACCUUUGGAAAUGUGUACAAACCAACAGCAAAGGAGGCUCAGGAGCUUUCAGAUCUGGUGAUAGAAAUCCAUAACAUACGCGAGGAGCUAGAGAGCCACAUGGAAAGCUGGAAGAAACAUAUUGAGGGGAUAAUUCUUCGUGAAGAUUACGACAGAUUGGUCCGCAUAUUAAAGGGAACAUACACCGAUAAUAUGGAGAUCCUUAAAGCUCUACUUUGCAGCAAGGAGAGUCGGGAAGCAUUGAUCUACAAUUGUUCAAGCAAGACAGAGGUGGAAUUGGACCAGCUGAGUGGCAAACAUGUGCUGCUAUACAUUACAAGUCUAGAGCACCUCUCCGAAGAUGAAAUCUCAAUUCUCUCUGAGAAGUACGCCAGCAAAUCGACCACAUACGAGAUCGUGUGGGUUCCUAUCGUGGAGGAAUCAACUUCAUGGAAUGAAGAGGUUGAAAAACACUUCAAGAAAGCUCGGGAUUCAAUGCUGUGGUUCUCCAUUAGCAACCCUUGGAAGCUUGGCAAAGCUGUGAUCACGUACAUCAAGGAGGUAUGGAAGUUCGAGGACAAGUCACAGCUUGUGGCUCUCAACCCACAAGGAAAGUUUGUGAAAUCUGGAGCUGUCGACCUCUUCUGGAUUUGGGGAAAGACAGUUUUUCAAUCUAGAUCACCUGAUGGCAAGGAGGAAGAUGAACAACUCUGGAAAGGGACCACGAUUCAACUGUUGGUAGAUACCCUGGGAACAACAAUCAAUGAAUGGAUUGCAGCUCAAAAGUACAUUUUCUUGUUCGGUGGGGAGGAUAUAAAGUGGAUUCAGAAAUUUACAGACUCUGUUUGUGAAGUUGCGAAGGCUGCCAAAAUCGACAUUGUCAUGAUAUAUGUGGGGAAAAGCAACAUGAAGUGGGCAGCUCACCAGAAAAUUUGGGAACAAAAAUACAGCAGCUUCGACACAGUAUUUCGAUUCACACAGCAAAAGUAUCUGUCAUCAUUCUGGGCUACCCUACAAAGCAUAUGGCAAACUAAGAUGGACAAUGGUAAAUCUAUUGUAGAUUCUACCACAAUGGAGGACAUCGUCACACUCCUGAGUUUUGAUGCAAGCGGUGAAGGAUGGACUGCCAUUUGUCAUGGUUCACGCCCGAAGAUGGCCAAAGCCAGAGAUGAAACCAUUCUAGAUAUAUUGAGCAACUAUGCUAAAUGGGCAGCCCUUACCAAACAACUUAGUUUUGUAGAUGCACUAGUUGAGAAGAUUAAAGAGGGUAAGACCCAUGAAACCCACCAUGAAUGCUACAGCCUAGCCGUUGCUGCCACCACAGGGAGCACCCCUAAGAAGGUGAAAUGUCUUCUUUGCGACCACACUAUGAGGACCUUCAUUACCUAUCGUUGUUGCAGUGAUCACUAAGCUACAAGUACUAAUGCAUGGUGAUGGACCCAUAAGAACAAACAAAUCUGGCUGAGUUCUCCCUUUGCUUUUUUCCACCUCCUUGGGAUCGCCUCCAGCUGCUAUUCGCUUGUGUUUCAGUCUCCACCUUCUGUUUUCUUCUCCACGGUUGGCAGGAGCUUUCCACGAGGGCAGUUUAUUUCCGUUUCUCUCCCCAGCGCUCCUUUCAUGCUCUCGAGCACCAGUGUGCCUUGAGCUGGUUGUCACUGUUCUCUAACAUUUUUCUGGUUUUGCUGGUGUUCCUUUCACUUAGCCUUGCAUUUGUUGAGGUUGUUUUUGCGGGUAUGCCCUGGUUUUCUCUUGUGAACGUGUGUUUUUUUUCUGUUAAUAAAUUUUAUAUAUACAAAAAAAAAAAAAAAAAAGCUUCUUAUACUGGUACAACCUAAAUAGAUGAGUUUUUGUUCUUAUGUA
Diospyros lotus (date-plum) is the source of this 2753-nucleotide messenger RNA. Its product is annotated as protein SIEVE ELEMENT OCCLUSION B-like. Gene Ontology annotation, biological process: phloem development. The coding region runs from base 219 to 2303 and encodes 694 amino acids. The transcript has 7 exons. The record is from RefSeq and is a predicted model, not a curated record. Lineage: Eukaryota; Viridiplantae; Streptophyta; Magnoliopsida; Ericales; Ebenaceae.